Lolium rigidum is the source of this 578-nucleotide messenger RNA. RefSeq lists its product as uncharacterized. Bases 63 to 383 code for a protein of 106 amino acids. The record is from RefSeq and is a predicted model, not a curated record. The transcript has 6 exons. NCBI's taxonomy places the organism in Eukaryota, Viridiplantae, Streptophyta, Magnoliopsida, Poales, Poaceae.
GUCGGCUAAGGCGUAGGUGGGGCCCAACUCCGGCGAGGGGCGGCGGCGGCGUGCUCGUCGCCAUGGACGAGCAGGAGUUCCGGAGCAUGCUCGAUCUCUUCCCCGUCGUCCGAUCCCGCGACUACUGCAAGCCUGAAUUGGAAUCAUCAAGCAAAGGCAAUGCACAGCAAGCACAAGCUCAGGAGACAAAAGGAACAAACAAGGAGCCAUCUGCUGCAGAAGAUGUCUUCCUAAGAAAAUUGAAGAUGGCUGCUGCAAAAAAGGUUGGAGCAACAAAGGCAGCAUUGUUCUGCAAGACAUUUGAAGAAGCCCACAACAAACUUGUUUACAAAGAACUGAAUCUGGAUGCGGCUCAAAGAUUCCUGAAUGUCUACAAGAACUGAUGAUGAACUGUCGCGCAUAUUGCUGAGCAUUCCACAAGUGCCAAUCGACCUGGUUUUAUCAUUGUAAACUGGUGGUGAUACCUAGUGCGAAGGUGAUAGAGAAAUCUGCUGUUGAUUAGCUGCAUUUCUCUGAUGUACUGUCUUGUCUCAAAGACACAUACAAUGGAAAAUCAAAUGCAAUCUUUCCUGCAAUCA